AUGAUUAAUAAGAUUAUCAUUAAAGAGAAUGGUAAAGAGAAUGGUAAUAAGCAUAGUAGUAAUGAAAAUAGUGAAAAUAAGGAUAAUAAUCAUAAUAAGGAUAAUAAUCAUAAUAAUCAUAAAAUUUCAUCUCAAAUCGCUCUUAUUAAUACCGCAAUUGAUGAUACAGCAAAUUCAGUAAAUUUGUCAUCAUUAGGUAAAUUCUUUUUAGCAUCAUUUUUUGACAUGCCAUUUUCAAAGGUAUUGAAUAAAGUUAAUGAAAUUGUUUCAAGAGAUUACACGACGCAAGGAGCAGAUGAAUUGUUGGAAGCAUUGUAUAAUGAAUUAGGAGUUGAAAGAGAAUUUGGUACAGAAAUCCUAACAAACUGUUGUGGUGAUUUGAGUUUAAUCCCUAAAUAUAUCAAAUAUGUUUUAGUUACAGGAAUUAAUCCACCAGAAAAUGUUUCUGGAAUUUGGACAAGAGAAGAUGAUGAAAGGCUUCGAAGGGUUGAAGAAUAUGAAAUAAAUAACUCUAUUAAUACUAUUAAUAAUACUAUUAAUAAUGGGAAUGAUAACACAAUAAAUUGUAUAGAUAUGGAUAGAUUAUUGAAAAAACAUGGACAUGAGCGAAUUGAAUUGAGAAAGAACUUUAUGAAUAAUAUUUAA
Messenger RNA from Ascoidea rubescens DSM 1968, 645 nucleotides. RefSeq lists its product as uncharacterized. The record is from RefSeq and is a predicted model, not a curated record. Bases 1 to 645 code for a protein of 214 amino acids. NCBI's taxonomy places the organism in Eukaryota, Fungi, Ascomycota, Saccharomycetes, Ascoideales, Ascoideaceae. The transcript has a single exon.